CCCAAAAACCACGUAUAAAUAAUACUCCGUGAAAGUCUUACUUCCCCGUCUUCUUCCCUUUUGGGACUUUUUCAUUUAUCCGACUCUGUUUCAAAAACCAGGGGCUCCUCACACGAAUUCAAGGAAAACCCUAAAAAAAUCAGCUUCUCAAACCCCAAUUCUUCUGUGAAAACCCUAAAAACUUUCAAGUUUUAUCCUCUAAUGGCGUAUGUUGAUCAUGCCUUCUCGAUUACAGAUGAAGAUAUCAAUGGUCCUUCUUAUGUUGCUCACAAUAGGCCCCCUAUCAAGGAGAUUGCCCUAGCUGUGUCUUUACUGAUAUUUGGAACCCUAGGGAUCAUAGUGGGGAUUUUUAUGGCUUAUAACAGAGUUGGAGGCGACAGAGCUCAUGGCUUCUUUUUCUCAAUUUUGGGUUCUCUUCUAUUUAUACCGGGGUUUUAUUAUACAAGGAUUGCAUAUUAUGCUUACAAGGGUUACAAAGGAUUCUCCUUCUCCAACAUUCCACCUGUCUAGUAGUGAUGGAGCCAGCGCAAUGGCUGAUGUGUGUGUACAGCUCGUUAUCCUGAGGCAUUGUCCCCUCUUUUAUUUUUUCUUUAUCUGUUUUGAUACACUACUAUGUAAAUGCUUACUCUGGGUAGUAUGUUGAAUGAUUUUCUAGCUGUAAAGUAAUCCCAACUUAGUGGUUCCAUGGUUUUCUGUUUAAAAGAAGCUCAUUUGGAGUGGGUAUACUAAGUACUGGGUUGCAUUUUCUUUUUUCUUUUUCUUUUUUUUUUCUCUUUUUGGACAAUACUGGGUUGCAUUUUGAUAUUCAAACUUGGGUAAACUUGAGUUUGUUAUGAUAUCUUAUACAUUUAUGUUGUAA
This is a messenger RNA of Amborella trichopoda, 859 nucleotides long. RefSeq lists its product as uncharacterized. The record is from RefSeq and is a predicted model, not a curated record. Lineage: Eukaryota; Viridiplantae; Streptophyta; Magnoliopsida; Amborellales; Amborellaceae. Gene Ontology annotation, cellular component: endomembrane system.